This is a messenger RNA of Benincasa hispida (wax gourd), 665 nucleotides long. The record is from RefSeq and is a predicted model, not a curated record. NCBI's taxonomy places the organism in Eukaryota, Viridiplantae, Streptophyta, Magnoliopsida, Cucurbitales, Cucurbitaceae.
AUUCAUCAUUCUUCCUUUUCUUUUCUUUUCUUUUCUUUUCUUCCAACAAAGUAAUAACAAUUCAAAAUGAGCGUAGAAAUCUUGGACAGUGCAACCAUUGUAAACUUUGUGGAAGAUGAAGAAGCUUUCAGUGAUUCGAUCAGAGAGCGUUUUAGCCAUCUUGACCUGGACAGAGAUGGAGUUCUUUGUUAUGGAGAGAUGUUGAAGGAGUUGCAAAGUCUUAGGGUGUUAGAGACUCAUUUUGGGAUCGAUACGAAGCCCGACCCCGAUGAGCUUUCUUCCGUCUAUGGCUCCUUGUUCUCGCAGUUCGAUCGAGAUUGCAAUGGAAAAGUUGAUCUUGGUGAAUUCAUGGCAGAAACCAAGAAGAUGAUGUUGGCAAUGGCCAAUGGAAUUGGCUUUUCUCCUGUUCAAAUGUUGUUGGAAGAAAAUAGUUUUUUGAAGAAAGCUGUGGAUAGAGAGUCCACCAAGCUUGCCGCAGCUUAAUUAAUCUUAUAACUUCUUUUCGAGAGAGUGCAUACCAAUUACGGUAGACCUAUCACUUUAUAGCAUAUUUUUACAUGUAGUUGAGUAUUAAUUAAUUGUGUUCAAUUUUGAUUUUCUUUGGAAGGAUGUUCAUUUCAUCCAAAAUGUUGAGCAAAAACAGAAAUCAUUCAUCUUUCCCAUUA